CUAAUAAAGUGCUGGGUGAUUGAUUAAAGUCACUGCUUUUCAACUCUUCUUGACAACAGAGAUUCAUAUUGUCAUCCUAAGAAUGACUUGUAAGAGCCUGCAACUAGGACGUUACUACAACCAUUUAUAGAACAAAAUAGAACAAGACCGGUUGUUCUAUUGCGGUGCUGUUUUUCGGCUUCGCGUUUGGCUCGCCUCAAAACCAACGAGGCUUCCGUAUGGCAUCACCAACAAACAUGGCGGCGCGCGUAGAGUCACUCGAUUGAAGUAGAAAACACCUCAAAAAAGUGUCGUCGCCAUAUUGCAAUCUCUUCGAAUCGAGCAAUAAAAUAAUGUUGAGCAGGAUCGACAGCGCUCGAACCGGUUUAACGCAUCAUGUCCAAGCGGACGACAUCCUCCACCGUUACUGCUUCGUCGUCUUCUCCGGAUGCCUCCUCAACUGAUACCCCUAAAUCUGUUUGCAAAAAUUGGCACAAAAAAAGUCAGGACAAGAACGACGCCGAAGUUCCCUUCGCGACCCUCUGGAAAGAGCUGCAGAGUCCUCAGUGCCAAGGCUACAGCCUAUCCUGUGGAUCCAACCAUGGAGACUCUACGGGUGAUCUGGAGCCAUCACAAGACAUCGUUUGGGAUGCCAUGUCACCCCCCAACGCUGGAGCGGGGCCGAAUGUCAGAACCUUGGAAAUAGCCGAAAUUGUCAAUCUCAUUGCGCCAAAGGACACGAAACCAAAAGGGCCGCUGUCGCCUCUGUGGCAGUGGAUGGGCAGCCCCACGGCCUUGACGCCUGAGGUGCCCAAAGCCAGAGUGAGGAAGAAGUCCGCUCGACAAAACAGCGUCAACGAGCUGAUAAGACUGGCCCGGCAGUUUGACGACAGCAUGCAGCAGGACAAGCAGGUGUCAGCCCAGCGAAACAACAACAACAACGAAAUCGGCAAAGCGGCAACAGAAACGCCGUCGCCACUGAACCAAACCGAGGCCGAGCUGCGAGCCCUUUUCGACUCCACCACUCAGAACGUCAGCGGCAGCCUGAGCCCGAUCUCCUCCAAAUCCUCCCAGGACAAAAGCCAGCUCAAAAAGUCCAGUCCCGCUCCUCAUAAAAUCAAGGAGUCAAGCAGCAAGUGUGCAGACUUUGACGACGACUGGGAGAAUGACGACAUGCUCAACGAUCCUUCUUUGCUGGCCCUGAUACAGAAUCCACACCAGGAUUCUGGCCCAGUCCGGCACUCGACUCAGACCAACCUGCGGGACUUAAGUCCCAAAGUCAAGCCCACCACCAGAAGCACUUUUAAGUUGGAGCCCAACCCUUACUUCCAAAAAUCUGUCCAGCGCAACCGAGAAACAGCCAAGAACAAGAUUUCCGACAGUAAAUGGGAUGACAGGGACGACGACGCGCUCUUCUACAAUGUGUGCGACAGUGUGGAAAGGCUCUCCCAACCCACAAAGACAACCACGCCUCUCCCCAUUCACCAAACGUUGCCCGCUAACAAGAAGUCGCCUCGCACUUUCAUGCGUUCCAAUUCGUUACCGGGCGAAACUUUGAAGGUCCGCCAAGGAUGUAACGCUCUGGUGUCCAAGAGUCUCCCGGCAGGAGGCCACUUGGAGGCUGGGCGGGAACCCUCGCAGGCGGCCUUCAAGAGAAGCGUAUGCCACACGGCGGUGAAGAGCUCCAAAGGUAAUGUCAGAC
Hippocampus comes (tiger tail seahorse) is the source of this 1681-nucleotide messenger RNA. RefSeq lists its product as uncharacterized. Gene Ontology annotation, cellular component: nuclear replication fork. The annotation marks the transcript as partial. The transcript is spliced from 5 exons. The record is from RefSeq and is a predicted model, not a curated record. Gene Ontology annotation, molecular function: protein serine/threonine kinase activator activity. NCBI's taxonomy places the organism in Eukaryota, Metazoa, Chordata, Actinopteri, Syngnathiformes, Syngnathidae. Gene Ontology annotation, biological process: regulation of DNA damage checkpoint; DNA damage response; positive regulation of protein serine/threonine kinase activity.